Messenger RNA from Mizuhopecten yessoensis (Yesso scallop), 3514 nucleotides. RefSeq names its product innexin unc-9-like. Lineage: Eukaryota; Metazoa; Mollusca; Bivalvia; Pectinida; Pectinidae. The transcript has 2 exons. The record is from RefSeq and is a predicted model, not a curated record. Bases 91 to 1509 code for a protein of 472 amino acids.
CAGGUAGACGAUUUACCUGCACUUCAACGUUAUGAUAAAGUGUAUUACUUGAAGAGAAAUCAUAUAAAAAAUAUCACAGAAGAUAUCAAAAUGUCGAUUCCAAAGCUAGGAGCUGUCACUUUCUUUGACAAGUUCCUUGGGUUUAUGUUCAUACGUAAAACAGGAAGAGUCGAUGAGAAUUUUAUAGACCGAACCAACAGAUAUUACACUGUGAUAUUUCUGUCUUUCUACAAUCUCUACCUGAUGACUGAUGACUACAUCGGGAACCCAAUCUACUGCUGGUGCCCGGAUGAGUUCACGGAACAGGAAGUCAAAUACGUCCACAGUCUUUGUUAUGUAUCGAACACAUACUACAUCCCUUUCAAUCGGCAAAUUCCGUCAAACUUCGAGAUUCGUCGUGAAGAAUCGACUGAACUCGUGUAUUAUCAAUGGGUUCCAUUAAUUCUAUUUCUGAUGGCAUUUCUGUUGUUCCUUCCUCGUCUGAUAUGGAAGUUAUUGAUGCUUAAGGCUGGGAUGGAGCUCAAGAAAAUGUGUAUAGCAGCGAAAAAAACCAUUGACGUGUCUCCCGAGCAACGGGAAAAAGGAUUAACCAUCAUUGCGGGAUAUAUCGACUUAUUUUGCGCAAAUAUAAGUCGUUUCCGUGGCGGACCGUGUGCCUCUCUGAGAGAAAGUUUUAGCACAAAUUUCGUUUUUGGGUGUGGGAGACAUUACGGAAAUUAUUUCAUCUCGUGUAAAAUUUUACUUCGGUUUCUUUACUUCUGUGUCAGUUUUGGACUUCUUUUUUUCUUGAACGAGUUCUUAGGAAACAGAUUCUACAUCUACGGUUACGAAGUGAUCCGAGGAUUUCUAAGAGGAGAUGAUUGGACAGUGACCGAACGAUUUCCACGACAAACCUUGUGCGAUUUCGAUCUUCGACAAUUGAACAAUGUCCACCGAUGGACACUUCAGUGUGUACUACCUAUGAAUUUAUUCAACGAAAAGUUUUUUAUUAUACUUUGGUUUUGGUACACAAUGCUAACAUUUUUGAAUAUCUUAAACGUCUGUGUAACACUGUGUAUUGCUGUCUUUCCAUUCCAACGAAGCAAAUUCAUAAAGAAAUAUCUUCAAAUGGCGGGAAUAUAUGAAAGAAAUCAUCUUCAGAAAACUCGAAUAAAUCUGUUCAUACAUGGGCAUUUAAAACAGGAUGGCGUCUACAUAUUGAAGCAGAUUUCUGACAAUGCUAAUACCGUCAUUGUUCAGGAUAUUAUCGAAAAAAUGUGGAAACUGUUUCUUAAACGUUACGACCGCGCUGGACCCGAAGAGGACGAGAUUGUGGAACGCGAGAAUGGCCUUCCGCCCAAAGGAGAUGACAUGACUGAUGACCUCAUCACAGCGACGACGCCAUUGUUGGAGAGAAAUGGGAUUCUUAAACAUAUUCAGGAGGACGAAAUAAUGAGUCGGAACAACAAUGUUGAUAGACAUGUGUCGUUUGAUGAUCCGAAGGACACAUUUACCGAGUCAGAAGUGUGACACGGUCAGAGAAAAUUGCAGAACUAUUCCAAUGUAGUUGCUUAAGGUUCCUGUCCCACAGCACGGUGGUUUUUAGUAUGUGGAGUAACCUCCCUCUAGUUCGUUUUGGAUAAAACUGUAGUAGUACAGUUGGGUUAGAACUCUUCCGCUGACACAAUAGCUCUGUCCGUUAGAGCGAAAGGAUUACAAUCUGAAGUCCAGGCUCCGAAUUCUGGUCUAAUCCUACCGAAAUUAUAUUUUCUUUAUUUCAUCUUUAAUUAUUUUCAUAAACGUACCGCAAGGUAUGUUUGUUCUUCUUUCAAAAAUGAUUUAUCAAAGCUAUAGUCAUGCCAAACUUUUGGGCAGUGGUACGGGAAUCCUUAAACGUCAAUCAGAAGUGUGACACACAGUUUUAAAAAGUCACGUAUUUCGUCUUCACAGUCGCUAGGUCAAAGCUACUAAAAUAGUGUGAUGACUAAGACAAAAUAUUACACAUAUGUAAUAUACGUGCUCAGUUACUUAAAUACGAUGACCCACUACAGCCGUCACGGCAACUGCUUUAGAUAUUUUUUUUUGUCUAUUUGAUAGGUUAUUGUCACGACAACUGCUUCAGUAAACAACACUUGUCAGGAUAAAAUAUCCCUAUCAACUGCCUUACGAACGCAGUUCUUUUGUCACAUUCGGAUAGCCCAUGCCUUUUCUUUCUUUUGACAUGUAAGAUUCCAUACUGAUCACGUGUGAUAUGUAACACCGUACUGGUAUGCUCGCUAGGGGUUUAUUCGCAUAUCUCAUGCAUCCCUGUUCAACUUCCUCCUUAAGAGGUAUCAUAUAAAACAUGGUCUGGUCUGGUCUUAUUUAUAUUUUUUUUUCAUUGCUCAACAUGGUAUCGACCAGUAAAUGUCAAUGUGCCAAUAUCUAAUUAAAUUAAAUUAUUGAUAAGGUGGUCAAUUCAUUAUAAAUCUAGGUAGCCGUUUACUGAAUUAAAUUAUCUGAAACAAGUGAAUAUCUCAAAUACCUGGAAGAAGAUUGAGGGUAGCAGCAUUAAGAAGCACACACAGUGUUGAUACAAACCGCUACACCAUUAAAUCCCGACACAUUCCCUUUAAACUUUACACAGCAAAAAGAAUAGGUAGAAUGUUUGGUUGACUUGCAAUAUUAGUGAAGAUAAGCAGUUUGGUUAUCUUUCCGGUAUGACGGGAAAGAUUACGGAAUUGAGAAAAGAACAGGCACUGAUUCAAAAUGUUGCAGUGAUCAAUUACGUCACAGAAGGUUUAUUUUUUCUCUUAACCUGCAGGUGUUGAGGUAUGAAGGCAGGAAUGAUUUCAAAUUAUGAAUUAUCGUUACCGCUUUCGUUACUUUUGAAUCAAAAACAUGUUAUCACAAUUGCAUGUAGUGCAUUUGUAAAGCAAGCAAGUCGACUUAGCUGUAACAUAGGUUAAAUAUCACUGAUAACGGUAUACUUUGAGGAAAUACUAUUGGUCUUUUCAAAAUGAUAUAACUACCCAGAGCUAUUCUUAACCUUUAUGUUGAUGUGUUGUCGUAUUUCCUUUAACAUGUUUUCCCUUCCUUUUAUUGGUCCAAUUGAUCUUCUGUGUUGUUGGGCCGUUUGGAACACACUUAUUAUUGGUUUGGCGGUCUGUAUCAACAGGGAGUGAUGCCUGGUACUGCUACCCUGCUUCCUUCUAGGAGGUAUUGACAUUCCUCGCACUUUUCAGUUCAUAUCUUUAUUAACAAGAACUCAAGAACUGAUUGCUUUUGAUUUUUUUCUCCAAUGAUGCACUCUGUUUUGUAAGCGCCUAUUGUCGAUGGACCGUAAAACAGUACAAAACCAAUCAACAAUUGAGUCAGUCCUAAUGAUCCCAUCUGUCCUGUGUUACAUAUCACGCGUUAUCCGUACUUAAUGUUUAUUGUGUCAGAAUCAAGACGUUUACCGAAAUAGCUAAUAUGGACUUUUCGAAUGUGUGACAAAAGCAGUUGCCAGAGACAUUUUAUCCUGACAAGUGCUGUUUACUAAAGCAGUUACCAU